UCAGUUACGUUCGAAGAUCCGUCGUGAGCUGACCGUUGCGAGCCAAACCAGUGGAACCAGCAUCGCAGCAUCCUCAUCCCGUCGGGGCAUUCUAUUUUGGACGACGGUGCACGGGUAUCACUUUUUCCUACCCAAUCAGUCGUCUGCUGGACAUGGUGGUGGAUUGUUAUUGCACUACGAACACGGUGGGACAGUACGCAAAAGCAAAUAAAACAAGUGCGGUAAACAAAAGCAGGUGUUUCGAUCGGAUAUGUUGUUGCGUGGUGGUGGUGAUCAAGUGUGCUUGAACUGAUCGGCGGAAAAAUACACCGAACGUGGAUACAGUUCUUUUCUACCGGAUAAAACACUUCAUCUUGUGUGAACUUUAAUGUGUUGUGAUAGUGCGUGUAUGAAUAUUGGAAGGAUUUAACCAAAUUUGCCAUGUGCCUGUGACUACUGGUGGCUAUUCUCCAAUCCAAACGCAUCUAGUGCUUGUGCUCUGAUAAUAGUGUGAGAGGUUUUUUGUGCUGACCGAUCGAGAAUCUAGAGUGAAGUUGUUUUUUUAUACACACGGAACCGUUCCACACAAAAAGGCAUCACCAUUUUGGACGAAAUGCACACACUGUUUACGACGGAUCAGCGUCAUUAUGGGCACGCACAGCCCGGCUAUCCGACGAACGGGCCCACGAUGGCGUCCGCCCAUCACUACACGUACGAUCAGUACUCGCGGUACGCGUACGCCGGUUCGGCUUAUGCGCUGGUCGCCCCACACCAGAACAAGGAGAUGGUGAAGCCACCGUACUCGUACAUCGCACUGAUCGCGAUGGCGAUCCAGAACUCGGCCGACAAGAAGAUCACACUGAACGGGAUCUACCAGUACAUUAUGGAUCGGUUCCCGUACUAUCGGGAUAACAAGCAGGGCUGGCAGAACUCGAUCCGGCACAAUCUCAGCCUGAACGAGUGCUUCGUGAAGGUGGCACGGGACGAUAAGAAACCGGGCAAGGGUAGCUACUGGACGUUGGAUCCCGACUCGUACAACAUGUUCGACAAUGGGUCGUUUCUGCGCCGGCGACGUCGCUUCAAGAAGAAGGACGCACUGAAGGAGAAGGAGGAACUGAUGAAGCGCCAAAGUUUGCUGCUGGACGAUAAGAUGGGUGACAUCAAACCGAUCAAGAUUAUGUCCGGUGGGCAUCAUCACCAUCACCAUCAUCAUCAUCAUACGCUCGAGGGUAAACAUCACCAGGCGGGUCUUGGACAUCAUCAGACGUUUAAGCGCGAGCCGGGGUUGGAACUGGCCGCCCAGUGUAUGGUGAAGGAUGGUUUAACGUCUUCGCUGUUGAACACCUGCCACGAUACGUUCGCGACCCAGAUGAACCACCUGUCGGCGGCCGGUGAUCAUGGCUUUACCGUGGACUCGCUGAUGAACGUCUACAAUCCGCGUCUUCAUCACACCUCCUACCCGUACCACUUCAAUGACGAUAACCUGAUGGCCGCGUCCGGCGGUCAGCUAAGGCAUCAUCACAGUUCUGCCCAUCAUCCACCUCCGCAUGGUGGCUGGUACACGCCGGAAACGCCGCCAGAAUCGAUUGGCAAUACUUCCGGCAGUUCGACGACUACACCGACUACCCUGCCCUCGGUCACCGUGACUCCUACCUCCGGCAUUGGUGUUGGGCUCGGUGGUGUUGGUGGUGGUGGCGGUACCGUGCUUGGAAAUGGUGUUGGUGGUCUCGGUGGUGGAGGUAUCGGUACGCACCAGGGUGGCAGUAUGGGACCCGGUUCUGGCGGUUUCCGCGACAUGGUGUUCGAUCACAACCAAGCGUCGGCUGCUGCUGCUGCGGCGGCCGCUGCUGCCGUUGCUGUCAACUGCCAGAUGGAACCGGCCGGUAGCCCAGGUAGCAACAGCCUUACGUCCGCCAGUCCUCCGGUUAACUCUGCUGCCGCGGCGGCUGCUGCUGCUGCCGGCCAUCUCGGUGGUAACCUGGGACACUUGGGGCACUACCGGUCGCACGUCGGUUACUACCAGGACUGUGGCUUGAAGUAUGGCGUGUAAAGUGGAUAAAGCAACCCAAAAACGGACUCGUCAAGGUCGGACGAUUGGCUUUGCUGUAAAUAGGACAUCAAUUGCGAACACUCUCACGAAACCCAAUCUUGCCGACUUCCGGAUGAGUCGGGUGUUUUUUUAAGACACCUCCAAAGCCGGCAACCGAACGAGCGUGUGUGUGUGUGUGCUUCUUUUUGUGGAAAAGCGUUCAUCAAGUGCGUUACGUACAGAAACCACAAGUGAUCGUGAGCUUAGUGAGGGGAGGUAGCUUUACGGGUGGGCAGGAAAAAAAGAAAAAAAACCAGGCUCGCAAGUAGAUCUCAGCAGAAGUCUCAACAAGUCUCUCUGCACAAAAACCCCGUCGGGCACGCUUUCGACCUUGGCGCGUAUCCGUACGGUCGUAACGGCACGCUAAGAGGUUUGCGAAACGAUCAAAUUUUUGUUUGAUGCUUUUACGUCACAAAGGUGGAUCGUUCGGUCGUUCGUUUGAGUUUGCUGUUGUGAAGAAGUUUAUUCCGCGUGAAAGGUAGCGAAGGGAGAGCUGUAGAAACCAAACUGUAGAUAAAUUACGAACCGAUCGACCAGCAAACGGUAUUAUUAGGUACGAAGAAAGUCGCCCCAAAUGCAAGCCUGAACUUCUUUGCGUUGUAUUAUAAAACGAUUGAUUAGGUUUAUGGUAGGGACGAAUAGUUUGUUAAGCUGUAUGCGAAAACCCAAGAAGCAAAAACCAUUGUAGGGCAACAACGAUGGACAUUGGCAAUGAAGAGGAAACACAAAAAUCAAACUGCGAUGAAAUACACUGUUCGUUGUGUUGAUUGAUUAAUGGUAACAUCUAGACGUAAUAUGGUAUAGAACGUUAAUAAAUAAGAAACCCAAACGUGAUUAUAUGAAAUAAUCUAAUUUAAAAUGGUCGUUUCAUUUGGAA
Anopheles funestus (African malaria mosquito) is the source of this 2945-nucleotide messenger RNA. RefSeq names its product fork head domain-containing protein crocodile-like. Bases 593 to 2029 code for a protein of 478 amino acids. Lineage: Eukaryota; Metazoa; Arthropoda; Insecta; Diptera; Culicidae. The record is from RefSeq and is a predicted model, not a curated record. The transcript has a single exon. Gene Ontology annotation, biological process: anatomical structure morphogenesis; cell differentiation; regulation of transcription by RNA polymerase II. Gene Ontology annotation, molecular function: RNA polymerase II cis-regulatory region sequence-specific DNA binding; DNA-binding transcription factor activity, RNA polymerase II-specific.